Molecule: messenger RNA, 2352 nt
Organism: Parastagonospora nodorum SN15
Lineage: Eukaryota; Fungi; Ascomycota; Dothideomycetes; Pleosporales; Phaeosphaeriaceae
Exons: 2
Coding region: 1-2352 (783 amino acids)
Biological process (GO): proteolysis
Molecular function (GO): dipeptidyl-peptidase activity; serine-type endopeptidase activity
Source: RefSeq, a predicted model, not a curated record
AUGCGCACUUUCGCUUUCUGCGCCGCGGCGCUGCCGUUGAUCAGUGCCAUUACGCCACCCCGCUUCCCGCAUCAGCCGCUCGGAAACGGCACGAAGCGUCUUACCUACAACAUCACUACCGACGCCCCUGGACAGCUGUCAGCCUCAGCCCGUUCAUUCAGCUGGGUCGGAACCGGGGCUGAUGGCGACUACAUCUACACUGGCAGCAACGGAGAUUUCUUGUUCGAAAACGUUGCGACCGGCCAAUCGAGCACUUUCCUCUCCGCCGACAAAGUCCCGGCGGACUACCAUGACUACUCUAUUGCGCCAGAUGCCGAGCACGUUCUCUGGUCUGUCAACUACACCAAGCAGUACCGCUACAGCUACUUCGCCGACUUCCUGAUUCAGGAUGUUGCAAGCGGAGAAACGCAGCCGCUGGACCCCACUCUUGCCGGCGACAUCCAGUAUGCUGAAUGGAGCCCUGUGACACCCGGUCAGAUUGCAUUUGUCAAGGGUAACAACCUAUACAUGUGGAACAACGGUACAAUCACCCAGAUCACCACGAAUGGUGGCCCAGACUGGUUCAAUGCUGUGCCAGACUGGGUAUACGAGGAGGAGAUCUUCGGUGACCGUUACACCCUGUGGUUCUCCCCUGACGGCUCCAAGAUUGCUUUCCUCACCUUCAACGAGACUGGCGUUGGCAACUUCCGCAUCCCUUACUACAUCGACGACGGUGCCGAGUAUGUUCCAGUCUACCCCAACGAUCUGGACCUCCGCUACCCCAAGGUCGGCACCAAGAACCCUGUCGUCGGCUUCAAUAUCCUUGAUGUCGAGUCUGGAGAAGUCAGCAAUGUCCCGAUUGAUGCCUUCCCAGAGGACGACCUGGUUAUCGGCGAGGUUGCAUGGCUUACCGAGGGUAACAGUCUUGUCACUUACCGCGCGUACAACCGUGUCCAGGAUCUAGAGAAACUUGUCUUGGUAGAUGUAGACUCCCUUUCUUCCAAGAUCACCCACGAGCGCGACGGAACAGACGGUUGGCUCGAGAACAACAUGCAGAUCCGCUACAUCGGCCCGGUCUCGCGAGCCAACUCGACAUACCGCAAUUCCAGCACCGAAUACUACUUGGACGUCUCCGACGAGAGUGGCUGGAAGCACCUGUACCUCUUCCCAGUCGAGGGUGGUGACAAGAUCGCGCUCACAUCCGGAGAUUGGGAAGUGCUAGAUGUUUUGAAGGUCGACUACAAACGUGGCCUUGUCUACUUUACUUCCACUGAGCAGCACAGUACUGAGUCGCAUCUCUACUCUGUCAGCAUCACCACUGGUGAGAAGAAGGUGCUCGUUGACGACAGCGUGUCCGCGUCCUGGACCGGUUCUUUCUCGUCCGGUGGCUCUUACUAUGUCACUCGCUACGCCGGCCCUGAUGUUCCUUACCAGGAGCUAUACUCUGUGAACUCAACCACCCCCAUCCGCACCAUUGUCGACAACAAGCAAUUGGUCGAUAGGCUCUCCGAGUACGCACUCCCCAACAUUACCUACCUCGACAUGGCUCAUCCUUCCGGCUUCACUCUGGACGCCAUGCUCCGCCUACCACCGAACUUUGACCCCAGCAAGAAGUACCCUCUUCUUCUCAUCCCAUACGGUGGCCCUAACGCUAAGGAAGUCACCAAGAACUUCAACCCUCUUAACUGGAAAGCCUACGUCGCGUCUGAUUCCGAGCUUGAGUACGUGACUCUCACCGUCGAUGGCCGCGGUACCGGACGUAAGGGCCGCAAAUUCCGUGCUACUGUAACUUCCAACCUUGGCCAGCUCGAAGCUGAGGACCAGAUCUGGGCCGCUAAGGAAUUGGCCAAGAACUCAUGGAUCGAUAGCGAGCACAUUGGUAUCUUCGGCUGGUCGUACGGUGGCUACCUCUCCGCCAAGGUCGUCGAAGUCGGCGACCCCAUCAUCUCUUUCGCAUGCAUCACCGCCCCCGUCUCCGACUGGCGCUUCUACGACUCCCUCUACACGGAGCGCUACAUGAAGACCCCCACCAUCAACCCCGAGGGCUACAACCGCUCCCGCGUGCACGACGCCACCGGCUUCAAGAAGAUCGCUGGUGGUGUCGUCAUCCAGCACGGCACUGGUGACGACAAUGUGCAUUUCCAGAACGGCGCUGCGCUCGUGGACUUGCUCAUGGUCAACCGCGUUACUCCUGAGAAGAUGAUCAACACCUUCUUUACCGACAGCGACCACAGCAUUAACUUCCACAACAAUGGCAAGUUCUUGUACAGGCAGUUGAGCAAGAAGCUGUUUGAUGAGAAGGCGAGGAAGGGAGAUAGCAAGGGUGGACAUCAGUGGAGUAAGAAGAGAGGGCUGAGGAGGUUUGAGGAAUAG